Messenger RNA from Nannospalax galili (Upper Galilee mountains blind mole rat), 885 nucleotides. Its product is annotated as olfactory receptor 998-like. Gene Ontology annotation, biological process: G protein-coupled receptor signaling pathway; sensory perception of smell. Gene Ontology annotation, molecular function: odorant binding; olfactory receptor activity; G protein-coupled receptor activity. Gene Ontology annotation, cellular component: membrane. Lineage: Eukaryota; Metazoa; Chordata; Mammalia; Rodentia; Spalacidae. The record is from RefSeq and is a predicted model, not a curated record. Bases 1 to 885 code for a protein of 294 amino acids. The transcript has a single exon.
AUGGAAGAAAAGAAUCAGACGGCAGUGACUGAGUUUCUCUUCCUGGGCCUAACGGAUCAUUUCCUUCAGAAGAUUGUCUUUUUCAUCAUGUUUCUCUUUGUUUAUCUUGCCACCCUGGGGGGUAACCUGGGCAUGAUCACUCUCAUAUGGGUGGAUCCCAGGCUGCACACACCUAUGUACUUUUUUCUUAGCCACUUGUCCUUUGUAGAUGUCUGCUCCUCUUCUUCUAAGAUGUUGCAUGAUAUCUUUGCAGAGAAAAAAAGCAUCUCUUUCGUGGGCUGUGCAGCACAGAUGUGGUUCCUUGGUAUCUUUAUGACAGCUGAGUGUUUCCUCCUCGCUUCUAUGGCAUAUGACCGUUAUACAGCCAUCUGCAAUCCUUUGCUGUAUACACUCAUUAUGUCCCAGAGGGUCUAUGUGCAGCUGGUUAUAGGGCCUUAUGUCCUAGCUGAUAUAAACAUCACAACUCAUACAACUUUGACUUUUUGCUUACCGUUUUGUGGUUCAAAUAUCAUCAACCACUUCUUCUGUGACAUUUUCCCAUUAUUUUCCUUAGCAUGUGCUGAAUCCUGGAUCAAUAAGAUUGUGCUUUUUGUCUUCUCUGGAGCAAUAGGGGUGUCCAGUGGUUUGAUCAUCAUCAUCUCCUAUGUCUGCAUUUUUAUGGCUAUCUUGAAGAUUCAGACCACUGAUGGGAGGAGGAAAGCCUUCUCCACUUGUUCCUCUAAUCUGGUGGCCGUGUCCAUCCUGUAUGGGACACUUUUCUUCACCUACGUUCGACCUAGUGCAAGUUUUUCCUUGAACCUCCUAAUCUACAGCUUGAGGAACAAGGAAGUGAAAGGUGCAUUCAGGAGAAAGAUGCAAAUGAAGUAUUUUAGAAUAGGUGGGUAA